Molecule: messenger RNA, 1429 nt
Organism: Leptidea sinapis
Lineage: Eukaryota; Metazoa; Arthropoda; Insecta; Lepidoptera; Pieridae
Product: zinc carboxypeptidase-like
Exons: 6
Coding region: 1-1374 (457 amino acids)
Biological process (GO): proteolysis
Molecular function (GO): metallocarboxypeptidase activity; zinc ion binding
Source: RefSeq, a predicted model, not a curated record
AUGAAGUGGUUUAUAUUCUGUUCGUUUAUAUUUAUAAAUGUUGCUGCAAAAAGAACAUUCGAAGGUUAUAAAGUAUAUAAAAUAAGUCCUAAGAAUGUAAAUGAAUUAAACUUUGUCAAAGAUUUGGAAAGGGAUGGAAUUGGACAAUUAUGGGAUGACCAAGUCAAUGUAGACUUUGAAGCAAGAAUUAUGGUUAAGCCUGAUAAUGUGGAAAACUUUCUUAAUAAAAUGGAUAGCAGUGGUGUUGGAUAUAAAGUGAUGAUUGGAGAUUUGCAAAGAGUCAUAAACGAACAGAUGCAGCCGAAUCAAAUAAGAUCGUCUUCAUACUUAUCCUACAGUUGGGAUAGAUACCACGACUUAGACACCAUUUAUAAAUGGCUGGAUGAGAUAGUAGAACAAUAUCCAAACAUUGUCACGAGUGUUGUAAUGGGACAAUCGGUUGAGGGCAGAGAUAUAAAAGGGAUCGUUAUCAACUAUAAACCAGAAAAGGAACACAAAACAAUUGGUAUGAUAGAAGGGACUUUGCAUGCUAGGGAAUGGAUUUCUCCAGCUGUCGUGAAUUGGAUUGUGAAGGAGUUUUUGACAAGCGAUGAUCCAGGUGUAAGGAUAAUGGCUGAAAAUAUCGAAUGGCAUAUAUUUCCAGUUGUAAACCCUGAUGGCUAUGUAUAUACAUUUACAACCAAUAGAAUGUGGCGAAAAAACCGAAGCACCUAUAACUUCCAAUCGUGUUCUGCAUUCGGUCUUGAUGACGACAUGAGUAACGGAAUUGAUCUCAACAGAAACUUUAAUUUUCAUUGGAUGUCUACUGGAGCAUCAGACAAUCCUUGUACUAACACGUACGCUGGGCCUUCUGCUUUCUCCGAACCUGAGGCCAGGGCGAUUGCAAACUAUGUUCUGGGCCUGAAGGAUCAAGGCCGUUUCAUUUACUAUUAUGGAUUUCACUCAUACACUCAGCUGUUUGUCAUCCCGUACAGUCAUGUCAAUAUAUCUGGAGUGUUGGAAGCUGAUAAUUAUUCAGAUAUGUACGAGAUUGCUGUAAGAGGUGCUGAAAAAGCAAAAGAACGAUACAAUACCACUUAUAGAGUUGGAAUAGCUGCUGAGAUUUUGUAUCCAAUGAGUGGAACAAGCUUCGACUGGGUGAAACAUGAAGCUAAUGUGGCUGUUAGCUAUUUGAUAGAGCUGAGAGACUUGGGUGAAUAUGGUUUCUUAUUACCGCCAGCGCAAAUCAUUCCUAAUAGCUUGGAAAUUAUGGACGCGCUUAUUGAAAUGGACAGAGUGACGAGACUCUUGGGAUAUUAUUCUAAAUCUACAUUAAUUCUUGGUUCUUUUAAUGCAUUAGUUUUAAGUAUUGUUUUAGCAAUUCUUAUAAGAUAAUAAUCAAAUUUAUGCUAAAUAUAACUGGAAAUAUAUAAUGUUAAUACAAAAUAAA